Molecule: messenger RNA, 748 nt
Organism: Drosophila elegans
Lineage: Eukaryota; Metazoa; Arthropoda; Insecta; Diptera; Drosophilidae
Gene: Svip
Product: small VCP/p97-interacting protein
Exons: 3
Coding region: 99-347 (82 amino acids)
Biological process (GO): negative regulation of retrograde protein transport, ER to cytosol; positive regulation of autophagy; negative regulation of VCP-NPL4-UFD1 AAA ATPase complex assembly
Cellular component (GO): endoplasmic reticulum membrane
Source: RefSeq, a predicted model, not a curated record
CAAUCAGCUGUGACAGCAAAACAAAGGGCGAAACAGAAACCGAUAAGCUACGCAAAAUUCCAAAAGAAGCCCUACUUUAAAAAGAAAAAGUGAACAUUAUGGGUAUCUGUCUAUCCUGCUGCGGCCAAAGUGCCGAGGAAACUAACCUAAUGCCAUCGCCUGAUGAGCGCCGCCAGCAACAGUUGGAUGCGGCGGAAAAGCGUCGCCAGGAGAAUGAAAAUCGGGGCAUCAAAAAUCCGGAGAGCGUAAGACGCCAGCAACAGAAAGCGGAGGAACUGCAGCGGCGGGAAGAGGAGGCCGCCCGCCAGGGUCAAGGACAAUCCAAUCUAAGGUGGCAAACGAGCUAAGAGGAGGAAGAUCCACAUCCUGGUAUUGCUUAUAAAGCAUACCCACCUAUUUCCCUCUAUGUUAACUGCCCUUUGUCCAGUCCUUUUUGUACUACUCCGUAUUUGUACUGUCUAUAUACCCCCCAUAUUCCGAUCUUAUAUCUAUUCAUACACCAUCGUCCGAGAACUUUUAGCUGGCGACCAAAAAUGUACAACCAAAAAUAAAAUGAAAACCAAAUUGUUAUCAGUGAUUAGAAAAUUGAAAAGAAAAAUUGAAUACUUUUUCCACGGAUUAGUUUGACUAAGUCCGGAAAGUUAUAUAAAUUUUCCAAGUUUAUUUUGUCAUUCCUGUUUUAAAAACUUUACUAUUGUGUUCUACAUAGCACUUAAAUCUGGAAAUAAACUCGUUUUACAUAUCAAAA